Molecule: messenger RNA, 1465 nt
Organism: Solanum stenotomum
Lineage: Eukaryota; Viridiplantae; Streptophyta; Magnoliopsida; Solanales; Solanaceae
Product: guanylate kinase 2-like
Exons: 8
Coding region: 27-1154 (375 amino acids)
Biological process (GO): purine nucleotide metabolic process
Cellular component (GO): cytosol
Molecular function (GO): GMP kinase activity
Source: RefSeq, a predicted model, not a curated record
UAUACCCAAAUGACUGUAUUCAAUGAAUGAAUGUUCUGCCUCCCUAUUUUCACCAGUAUGUGAUUGGCGGGGCUGAUCAUGAAUCGACAGCGGUCAUUGGAGUUCAAAUCUUUGAGAAAUCUAGUGGGGAAUGGAUAAACCCCACUGUACUGGGUACUAAACCCAAGGUGUCAAAUGGCCACUCAGCUGUUCUUUUAAAUGGUGAUCGUAUAUUGGUUAUUAAGGGAAAUUCCAAGUCUGAUGGAUGCUUUUGGUUUCUUGAGGUGGGCACCCCAUUUAUAAGAGAACAGGAAAAGACACAUGGGAAUGAGGUGGUUGCCUGGAGUAAGGGAGUUUUAGGUAAUGUGGAGAAGCCUAUUGUCAUUAGUGGCCCUUCUGGAGUGGGGAAGGGUACCUUGAUAUCUGAACUAAUGAAAGAGUUCCCAUCUAUGUUUGGAUUUUCUGUGAGCCACACAACCCGGGCACCAAGAGAAAAAGAGCAGAAUGGAUUUCAUUACCAUUUCAGUGACCGCAGUGUAAUGGAGAGAGAGAUAAAGGAUGGGAAAUUCCUGGAGUUUGCUUCUGUUCAUGGUAAUCUUUAUGGAACCAGUGUCGAAGCAGUUGAGGUGGUUGCUGAUGCUGGCAAGAGAUGCAUCCUCGAUAUUGAUGUUCAAGGUGCAAGGUCUGUGAGAGCUAGCUCUCUUGAUGCUAUUUUCAUUUUUAUAUCUCCACCAUCAUUUGAAGAACUUGAGAAGCGCCUUCGUGCAAGAGCAACUGAGACUGAAGAGCAAAUCCAAAAGCGUCUCCGAAAUGCUAGGGCGGAACUCGAACAAGGAAAAUCAUCAGGCCUCUUUGAUCAUAUUUUGGUGAACGAUGACCUAGAAAGUUGUUAUGAGAAUCUUAAGAACAUCUUGGGUCUCACUGAAGGUGUGAAGACUGCUCAUAAAACAUAUCCAGAAUUAGUCGACUUGCCUGUUGAACAUUUAGUCUCGAAGAUUGAUCAGAAGAUUUUAAUUAACUGCGGUGCUGGAGAAUAUCAAAAGGCAUCAGAUAACAUGUAUGUUCUGGACUUGUCUUUGCUCAAAGGAGGGGCCCCAGGACGGACACGAGGACUAAAUCUAUUUGUCACCAAUCCUUCCACUGAUAGAGUAAAUGGCGACAAUCAACUGAGCUAACCUACCACACCCCUGGUUUCAAUAAUUGUUUUACACUUCUUACGUCUCUAUAGGUUCGAGCCCUUGAAGAGAACCACAAUUUGACUACGUGAUAUCUUACUUGGAUAGUUUGAACUGUUUAGUCCCUAAUACAGCUAUUAAACGAGAAAUGAUUUCUAAUUGAUUCGAAAAUUGUAGGUUAGCAGCCUGAACUAUUGAAAGCCUAAGAUAUGUAACUGUUCUACUCAAUGAUUACAUAGAGCAAGAAUGAGUAUGUUGGAUGUAAUUCUUUCAGCUUUUUCUAUAGCUUAUUCAUAUAUCUGUUUUUUCAA